Messenger RNA from Dromaius novaehollandiae (emu), 3169 nucleotides. Its product is annotated as G-protein coupled receptor 183-like. Gene Ontology annotation, molecular function: oxysterol binding; G protein-coupled receptor activity. The record is from RefSeq and is a predicted model, not a curated record. Gene Ontology annotation, cellular component: membrane. NCBI's taxonomy places the organism in Eukaryota, Metazoa, Chordata, Aves, Casuariiformes, Dromaiidae. Bases 119 to 1234 code for a protein of 371 amino acids. The transcript has 2 exons. Gene Ontology annotation, biological process: B cell activation involved in immune response; G protein-coupled receptor signaling pathway.
CCACAAAAGAAGAGACUCACGUAAUCACUCUUCAAAACAAUGUGCAAGGGUAAGAUUUCACAGUCAGGCUAUCCUGCUAAUUCCCUUAACUGCUCAGAGGAUCUAAGAAGCUACAGAUAUGUCUUCUGAAUUUCCUGCAGUAACGCUGGUUGCAGAAAUGGACACUUUCACAACUUCUCAGACAAACAGUUCUACCUGUGACUUGUAUGAACAUAAAGAUACAGCCAGGAUACUACUGUCUGUGUUCUACAGCUUUAUCUUAAUUCUUGGAGUGCUUGGAAAUGCAAUUGCCCUCACUGUCAUUUUUAAAAACAGAAAGAAAAUCAACUCCACUACCCUCUAUUCAACAAACCUUGUCUUCUCAGAUCUGUUGUUUUGUAUUGCCUUGCCUACAAGGAUAACCUAUUACGCCCUGGGAUUCCACUGGCCAUUUGGAGAAGCAUUAUGCCGAAUAACUGCUCUCUUGUUUUAUAUCAACACUUACGCAGGUGUAAACUUCAUGACAUGUUUGAGCAUUGACAGGUUUUUUGCUGUUGUCCACCCUUUCCGAUACAAGAUCAGAAGGAUUAGAUAUGCCAAGGGCAUUUGUGUAUUUAUCUGGUUUCUUGUAUUUAGUCAAACUUUUCCAUUACUUAUACAGCCCAUGUCACACAAAGAAGAAGAAAGGACUACAUGUAUGGAAUAUCCAAACUUUGAAAGAAUCUCACAUCUACCAUUUAUCCUUCUUGCUGCCUGUUUAAUAGGGUACCUUAUUCCCCUUGGGAUUAUACUGUUUUGUUACUCUCAAAUUAGUUGCAAACUUUUUCAAACUGCCAAGGAAAAUCCACUGACUGAAAAAUCAGGGAUAAACAAAAAAGCCAUCAAUACAAUCAUAUUUGUAAUUAUAGUGUUCAUCAUCUGCUUUACCCCUUAUCAUGUUGCAAUUAUACAACACAUGAUUAAAAAGCUUCAGAAUGAACCAUUAUGCAGUGAAAACCAAAUUUUCCAGAAGUCCCUCCAUUAUACCGUGUUUCUGAUGAAUUUUAACUGCUGCCUAGAUCCUUUCAUCUAUUUCUUUGCAUGCAAAGGAUACAAGAGAACUGUAAUGAAAAUACUGAGACGACAAGUGAGUGUAUCAAUUUCGAGUGCUGUCAGGUCACAUCACGAAGAAAGCUCACGUGAUGUGGGAGAAACACAAAUGAUGGUACUUGCAAAAUCUUCCAAUGGAAAGAUAUCUGAAAAACAAAGUCUGUAGCGCACUGCAGUGAAGCAAGCUUAAAAAAAUCCUGAGUCCACAGUAAAUAUUCUUUGUGCUCCCUGUACAGCAACUUCAGUAGGACUCUGCUUCUCAGAGCGUCAGGAAAUCAUGGAAUGAUGUUGGACUGAAAAAGAAUCAUCAUAUGACAGCAGGAAAACUCAAAAUUGUAAUUUUCCUAGCUGUAUCAUUUUGACUGAUCUCAUUAUUUUUUCCAAAUCUCUACCACUGUGAAUGCUCAAAUUCCAUACUGCACAUACAGAUGUCUGGAUGUUACUAACUCAAAGACCUGACUCACAUUUUAACGGAUGUCUAAGAAAGGAAGAAACUAAAAAGAGCUUACUAUUCACUGUGACUAAAAACAACAUUUGAAAAUCGCAAGACCUCUAUCUGAACUCCAGUUAAAGCACUGUUGACAACUACAGCAAUGGUUUUGCCGGGUCAGUCACACAAGCAAAGUAAUCAAACUCUGAGAUAAAAUAGACAAUUUCUGUGUACAAUUUGACUAUCACGAAUGCUUAGUGUACAGCCCUUUAGAGGUUUAAAGGUGAAACUGUAUUUUUAUAGUAUUUGGAGCAUGAAUGUCUUAUUGGAAAAUUAAUACAUAUAACAUUGUCAAAUAUAAUAGAUGAAAAGCUAACGAACUGUUUGUUUCUCCCCAACACUGAAUAUGUCCCAUAUAUUAAGCCACUCAUCUUUGCAAGGUGUAUUAUCUCUUCAUUCCUUUUCGCAAAGGAGGACUUCUCUUUUCUUCUUUUUCUAGUGUGUAUUGUAAAGAGCCUCUACUCUAACCUGUAUAUAAAUUAUUUAUAAAUGCAAAAGUAAGUUGAAGCAAGAGAGUUCAAUAUGAAAACUGUACUGUUUCAGUUGAAAGAACAGUGAUGCAGGGUUACAUAGAACGCCCACUGAAGUCAGAGAUGGACGCAAGACAAAGGUUUUAGAAAGAGGAAUAAAUCUUCAUAGCUGAAGUCACAAAAAGUAGUUGAACAGGUUAAUUCUAAUGGGAUGAGAUGGCUACCUCUUUUUGAGCACUGUUUAUCCGAGAGAUCAAUAAAUGACAACAGCAGAAUGAGUCGGGAAAGAGCAACCUUUCCCAUCAUGCCUUCUCAGAACAUUUCUGGAAUCUAUUUGGGUAUACUGAAAUCAAGCCAGAGAAAAGAUCAGAUGAACAAACGGCUCCUACUGCAAUCGGCUCAAUACUAGUAUACAUCCAGGAUGCAAGUCUUGGGUUCCUGUUGUCAUGCCCUUCCUUAAUGUCUCAGUUUCCUUCCCUACUUUAUUCCUGGACCCCAUGUCUUUUGUCUUCUAUUUUAUUAACAUGGCUUCCCUUGCCAACAUGACGUGGUAAUUGCACUGUGAGGCUGUGACAGAAAACGAAAAUUCCUGGUAAGAGCUAUGGCAGAUCUCAAAAGAACAGACGCUAUCUAUUGUGCCUUUAUUUCUCCAGCAUUGAGGCUGUAUGGAAAGUCAUCAAACACAGCUAUGUUUGUCAUCUCUGCAGUUCCCUCCUUCCUUAUGUGCUGACCUUCACUUACCUGCAGAGUUGGAAGGGUCAUAUGUGAACAGCAGUAGCAGCACAGAACAAUUAAAUUAACAAUUACUUUCUUAAGGGAAAGAAAAUGUAAAAAAACCAGUCUUCCAUACGGGUUAGACUGUUUAAAUUUAGUUUCCAGUUUCAAAACACACUAUGCAGGUACAGAAAAACAGAGUAAGAAAAAAAAUGUUUUUAACAGGAGUAGUUCUACUUAAUUCUUCAGUUUUUAAUUACUAUAGCAGUUCUGUUCUUGUCAGCCUUCUAAAUAAACUCUUUUGAAAUGUUAUUUAAGAACGUUACUUCUGUAAAAGUAAACAAAUGAUAACUUGAUAAAACCACGGAUGAACCACCCAUGAAUGUCUGUAAGCUGUAGAAAUAAAAUGUAUGUUUUAUUAACAUCA